Parasteatoda tepidariorum (common house spider) is the source of this 894-nucleotide messenger RNA. Lineage: Eukaryota; Metazoa; Arthropoda; Arachnida; Araneae; Theridiidae. The record is from RefSeq and is a predicted model, not a curated record.
UAACACGUAGACGAGUUAAAUUUUUUAAAUUGUGAUCCUAGAAUCUUAAACGCUGUGAAAAAAGUAAAAAUGGAAAUACGCACAAAUAUCAAGAUCAGUAAUAAUAUUACAGAAGUGUCAAAUAUUGCGGGAAAACCUAAUCAUGUUGAGAAGUAUAAAAAAUGUAAGGAGGAAGUUAUGGUUUCAAGAAGAGAAUGUAAACUUAUUAAGCUUUAUGAAGAAGACGAUAAAAUAUUUCCCGUUUCUUCAGACGAAAGCCUGUUUUGGGGAAUGCAUUUAAAGAGAAAAGCUGUUAUUGAGAAUAUGAAUGAAAACAUCGAAAAUCUCGUGAAAGAAUGUUUGUAUUGGAAGCAGCAACUAAAUGCAUUGGAAGAUAGUAACAGAAUCCUUAAGAAUGAAAAGCAAUCUUUGCUACGUGAAUAUGAGGAGUUGUUAGAGAAAACUAGACACGAUGAUAAUAUUGUUCUGAAAUUAAAGAACUCGGAAAAGGAAUUACAGAAAGAGGAAGUGGAAGGUUUGCAACUUAACAGAAAAAUUCGGACAGCGGAUUCAGUUAAAAACCUUCUCUCGAAUGACAAAAGCGCUUUGGAAAAGAAAAGAAACGCUCUCAUAGGAACUUUGGAGACUCAUAACAAAAAAUUGGAACAAAUCAAUGUGGGCUCAGUCAAGGAAACAAGUGAAGAUCACUUUAGUUCAGCUGAUGAAGAUUUUAGUGAAACAGAUAAUCCAACCACUUUUGUCAUGUCUGAUGCUUUGAUGGACAAAAGAAUUGAAGACAUUGAUCAAUAUCAGAAAGGGCAGAGUAAUUCUAAAAUAAACGAGCGUGCAUUGCAAUUUGCAAAAGAGGAAAAUAGAUUUCUAUUAGAGACUUAUUCGUGGCUAAAUGGCAAGUAA